Elgaria multicarinata webbii is the source of this 4552-nucleotide messenger RNA. RefSeq names its product latent transforming growth factor beta binding protein 3 (gene LTBP3). The record is from RefSeq and is a predicted model, not a curated record. The transcript is spliced from 28 exons. Gene Ontology annotation, molecular function: calcium ion binding. The coding region runs from base 155 to 3778 and encodes 1207 amino acids. NCBI's taxonomy places the organism in Eukaryota, Metazoa, Chordata, Lepidosauria, Squamata, Anguidae.
CUCGUCGUCCUCGUCCUCGUCGUCCUCCUCGCUGGGCCCGUCGGAGCGGACGGCGCUGGCGCGGGAGCGCUUCAAGGUGGUCUUCGCGCCGCUCAUCUGCAAGCGGACCUGCCACAAGGGCCAGUGCCGCGACAGCUGCAAGCCCGGCAGCAACAUGACCCUCAUCGGCGAGAACGGGCACUCCAUGGACACCCUCACGGGCUCCGGCUUCCGCGUGGUGGUUUGUCCUCUGCCCUGCAUGAACGGUGGCCAGUGUACAUCCGGGAACCAUUGCUUGUGCCCGCCGGAGUUCACAGGCCGCUUCUGCCAAGUGCCAGCAGGCCGCCAUGGCCAUGGCCAACAGGCCAGACUCCUAAGCGAAGGCCUCCCCAUGGAGACCGGCUCCAGCAAACACGCCAUCUACGCGGUCCAGCUCAUCUCGGACAGCCACGGUGACACUCCCUCCGGCCCCGGCUCGAAAGGCACCGUCAGCCACUCCACCUUUAUGGUGCCCCUUGGACCAGGGCAGCAUUCGUCCGAAGUUCAGGUGCACCAGCCGCUGGUCAACGUCCGGGUCCAUCAUCCCCCGGACGCCUCGGUGCAAGUCCACCGGAUCGACAGCCUCAGCUCGGAGGGUGGCGGGCCGGGCAGCCAGCAGCACCUGAUCCAGCACCCGGCCCCCAAACCCGCCUACACGAGACCCCCCACCCAGAAGCCCCUCGGACGCUGCUUCCAGGAGACGAUGCCCAAGCAGUCGUGUGGAAGCAACCCUCUUCCAGGCCUCACCAAGCAAGAAGACUGCUGUGGAAGUAUUGGCACUUCCUGGGGCCAGAGCAAAUGCCACAAAUGCCCCCACCUGCAGUACGUGGGGGUUCAGAAAACGUUGGGGAGCGACUGCCCACAGGGAUACAAGCGACUGAACAGCAGCCACUGCCAAGACAUCAAUGAGUGUGCCAUGCCGGGAGUGUGCCAGGGGGGAGAGUGUUUGAACACCCAAGGGAGCUUCCGCUGUGCAUGUAAACCAGGACAGGUCUUGGGGCCUUCCCGGACCCAUUGUGUGCCGGAGAAGGCUGGCGAGAAGAGUUUGUGUUUCCGGCUGGUGAGUGCUGAGCACCAUUGCCAGCACCCGCUGCCCACCAAGCUGACCCGCCAGACCUGCUGCUGUAGCGUGGGCAAAGCCUGGGGGGCGCAGUGUGAGCGGUGCCCGGCCGACGGGACGGCUUCUUUCCGAGAGAUCUGCCCCGCGGGAAAAGGCUACCACAUCUUGACCUCGCACCAGACCCUGACGAUCCAAGGCGAGAGCGAAUUCACCCUCCAGAUCCACCCGGACGGAACCACCGACUUGCAGCAACAGCAGCAGCAGCAGCAGCAGCAGAUGGAGCUGCCUACCCGCGCGCCUCCAGGCAGCGACUCCCAAGAGCCAGAAGCCAUCACUCCAGCUGCGUUGCCCAGCUACGUGACGACGUCGGAGGAACAGUUGGUGUUCUUCGUCAACACCCCCACCUUCGGGCCCCGUUACCCUGCCGUGGUCCCCAAGCCCACGACGGCAGUCCUGGUGAAGUAUCCCGAGGACGACAAGACCGUGGACGAAUUUGGCAUUUCCGCCACACAGGAGACAGAGACAGACAUCUGCAAAGUAAACCGUAACAUCUGUGGCCACGGUGAAUGCAUCCCGGGAACGCCCGUGCACACGUGCCAUUGUAACCAAGGAUAUCGCUGGCAUCCUCAACUCAGGUAUUGCGUAGACGUAGACGAGUGCGACAUGGAUCCCUGCGGCAAAGGCAAAGGAGUGUGUAUGAACACCGGUGGCUCGUACACCUGCCACUGCAACCGUGGCUACCAGCUGAAGGUCCACAAGGGAGUCCGGUCCUGCAUGGAUAUCGACGAAUGUUCAAAGCCCAACGUCUGCGGGGACGGCGGCUCCUGUAUCAACUUCCCGGGACACUACAAGUGCGAAUGCCACUCGGGCUACCGGCUCAAGUCGUCUCGCCAGCCGCUCUGUGAAGAUAUUGACGAGUGCCUUGACCCUGGGACCUGCCCCGACGGGAGGUGUGAAAACAGACCUGGCACCUAUAAAUGCAGCCCCUGCCAGCCAGGCUUCCGGGGCCAGAAUGGCGUGUGUUACGAUGUGGACGAGUGCUCUGAAGACGGUGCCUGCAAGCACGGCUGGUGUGAAAACAUGGCCGGAACUUUCCGCUGCACCUGCGGCGAUGGAUUUGCUGUCGCACCCGAUUCCCGCAGCUGUCUUGAUGUCAACGAAUGUGAGAACGGUUCCCUGUGUGCCCAUGGUGUGUGUGUGAACACGCUGGGGUCCUUUAAGUGCCAGUGCCCCGUGGGUUUCCAAGCGGUGAAGGACGGGCCGCGCUGUGAAGACGUGAACGAAUGUGACUUUCCAGCAGCCUGUGUCGGAGGUGAAUGCCGCAACACCGUGGGUUCCUACCAGUGCCUUUGCCGGACGGGCUACCAGCUGGAGGGGGGCCGGAAGUGCCGAGACAUCGACGAGUGCGCGAAGAAUUCCGACCUCUGCCAGCCGCACGGGACAUGCAAGAACACCGACGGCUCCUUCGUGUGCACGUGCAACGAGGGAUACGCUCCUUCUGAAGACCAGAAGAGCUGCGAGGAACUGCCUCACGACAAAAGGGAGUGCUACCUGAACUUCGAUGACACCGUCUUCUGCGACAGCGUUCUCGCCACCAAUAUUACCCGCCAGGAAUGCUGCUGCUCUCUUGGAGCAGGCUGGGGAGACCACUGCGAAAUCUAUCCUUGCCCUGUACUCAACUCCAUUGAGUUCCACACUCUUUGUCCAGACGGCAAAGGGUUCAUCCUGGAUGAAACCAUCCUCAACUACGGCAUUCCGGCACACCGUGACAUCGAUGAAUGCGCUCUCUUUGGAGAAGAGAUUUGUAAGGAAGGAAAAUGCGUCAACACGCAGCCCGGCUACGAAUGUUACUGCAAGCAAGGCUUCUACUAUGACGGGAAUCUCCUGGAGUGUGUCGAUGUGGACGAGUGUUUGGACGAGUCAAACUGUGCCAACGGGCGCUGUGAGAACACCCGGGGCAGUUUCCGCUGUGCCUGCCCAGCCUUGACCACGUAUGACCCCGUCCAAAAGAAGUGUAUGGCGCCCGCUGUCCUCGACGUGGACGAAUGCCAGGAUCCCGGAGUGUGCAAACUUGGCCGUUGCACCAAUACCGUCGGCUCCUUCACUUGCAAAUGCCACCCUCCCUUGACCGUGGACCCCAGCGGGAAGGAGUGCCAGCUUCCAGAGACGCAGGCAGACAGGGUGGCCGACCACCGGGACGUCUGCUGGCAGCUCCGAGGCGAGGACGGGAUGUGCUCCUCUCCGUUCAACGGCCACCAGCUCAGCUACGAGGAGUGCUGCUGCCGUUACGGCAAAGGGUGGGGGAACCAGUGCCACCCCUGCCCGCCGCGAGGCCCAGGCCUGAACUGCCAGUCCACUCCGAGCGAGAGUAACUCCUUCUGGGAUUUCAGCGCUUUGUUCGGCAAAAUGCACAAAGAUGCUGACAGCUCAGAAGAGGAUUCUGACGAAUGUCGCUGUGUGAACGGCCGUUGUGUCCGGACCCAGCAGGGUUUGAUCUGCGAGUGCCCGUCGGGCUUCCAUCUUGACACCACCCGCACCCGCUGCUUGGAUGUCGAUGAGUGCCGGGAGCUGAACCAACGAGGACUUCUGUGUAAGACCGAACGUUGUGUGAACACCAGCGGUUCUUAUCGUUGCAGCUGCAAGUCAGGCUACGUCCGGUCCCGGUCUCUUGGGAUUUGCAUUCCCCAGCGCCAGCGGUAGCCUGUAGCAUGCACCAGAGGAUGGAGUGGGGAAGAAAGGGAAAAUGAGCUCAUGAGUACCAAUUUCCUCACUCCUCCUCUGCCCAUGUUGAGCCUCUUCAGGCUGAUCGCUAUUGGAAACUGGAUACUGGGGCAGGAGGACCUUUUCGUUUGGAUCCAGCAAGACGGUUCUUUAAAGACUCUCUUCUUCUUCUUCUUCUUCUUCUUCUUCUUCUUCUUCUUCUUCUUCUUCUUUUUGUACCGGCUACGAUGAAGGGGCAUUGAUAUUUCUUAUAGGUUCCCUACCUAUCCCUGUUUUUUCCUGCUCCCUAACACACCGGAUGUUUAUCGUUAGGGUUAAAAAGAAAACUGCAUUUGGUUUGCACUUGUUUCUGUAGGAUUCAGAAAUAAAACUCCUUUUUUGUACAUAAUAGAUGUUGGUGGGGAAACAAACAAACGAACUCCAAAGUUAAUCUGCUAAUUAAAGAAAAAGAAAAGAAGGAACAACCUAUAAAAAUGGUCGGUGUCUGAUUCUGAUUUUAGCGACAAUCUGCAGGGAGCAUCAGACACCCUGAUGAUGCGCGUUAAUUGAAUAACACGUUGCAGUGCUUCUAAUGUGCUCCUUUGAACUCCUUGGGGAAAUAUUCUUAUAUACUAAUAUUAAAUUUAUUCUUCAAUGGAGACUCGAAGUGAUUGAGAUAUUCCAACUUCCAUCUAGACCCUUCGUUUACCCCGCCCCAGUUCCGGAAUGCGGGUUCUUCUUUGCUGUUGUCUGAACAGGAAAUGUGCACAUUUG